GGCGGGCUGGGGAGGAGGGCGCGGGGUCAGAGGUCAGCCCGGGAGUCCGAGGGGCGGGCGGAGUCGCCGCGGCGGGAGAGGUCUGGGCCGCGGCUGAGGGAGGUCGGGACCCGGCGCCCCCCGCGCCUCCGCCACCUCGAGUCCCGCGGCCCGCGCGCGGCCGUGCAUGGGCCUCCCCGGCCUGCGGGUGGCGGCCCGGGCCCUGUGGGGAGCCUGCGGAGCCCGGACCCUGCGCCUGGGACCGCGCCGCCUCUGCGCGGCCCCCAUGGCAGACGGCGUGCCAGCGCCCCCGGCGAGGGCCGAGGAGGAGCCCGCCCCGAAGGCCCGGAGCGGCUGGCAGAGGCGCGCCGGAAUCUGGGAGGAAGCGGAGCACCAGGUGAAGAAACUGAAGCGCGCCGAGGAGAAGGAGCAGAGCCAGAAGCUGCCCAAGAGGAAGAUUGUGCUGCUCCUGGCCUACUCGGGGAAGGGCUACCAUGGCAUGCAGAGAAACGUUGGGUCCUCACGAUUCAAGACAAUUGAAGAUGACUUGGUAUCGGCCCUUGUUCAGUCCGGCUGUAUUCCCGAAAACCACGGCGAAGACAUGAAAAAGAUGUCCUUCCAGCGGUGCGCGCGGACAGACAAGGGCGUGUCUGCGGCUGGCCAGGUGGUGUCCCUGAAGGUCUGGCUGAUUGACGACAUCCUGGAAAAGAUCAACAGCCACCUCCCGUCUCACAUUCGGAUCCUAGGGCUGAAGAGGGUCACCGGGGGCUUCAACUCCAAGAACAAGUGCGACGCCAGGACGUACUCCUACACGCUGCCCACGUUCGCCUUCGCCCACAAGGACUGGGACGCACAGGACGAGACCUACCGCCUGAGCGAGGAGACGCUGCAGCGCGUCAACCGGCUCCUCGCCUGCUACGAGGGCACCCACAACUUCCACAACUUCACCUCGCAGAAGGGGCCCCGGGAGCCCAGUGCCCGGCGCUACAUCCUGGACAUGCACUGCGAGCGGCCCUUCGAGCGGGAGGGCCUGGAGUUCGCCGUGAUCAAGGUCAAGGGGCAGAGCUUCAUGACACACCAGAUCCGGAAGAUGGUGGGCCUGGUGGUCGCCAUCGCCAAGGGCUAUGCACCCGAGGACACGCUGGAGCGCAGCUGGGGGCUCGAGAAGGUGGACGUGCCCAAGGCGCCGGGGCUGGGCCUUGUCCUCGAGAGGGUGCACUUCGAGAAGUACAACCAGCGCUUCGGGGGUGACGGGCUGCACGAGCCGCUGGACUGGUCCGAGGAGGAGGGCGAGAUCGCGGCCUUCAAGGAGCGGCACAUCUACCCCACCAUCAUCAGCACCGAGCGGCACGAGCGCUCCAUGGCACAGUGGCUCAGCACCCUGCCCGUCCACGACUUCAGCACCACGGCCAGCGCAGGCGCCACGGUGCCUGCUCGGCCGCUCUGCCUUGUGAUACCUGCACUCUGCACUGGUGACCCCAGGCAGUGGCGGAUGCCCUGUGGGCCCUGGUCGCCUGUUUGUGAGAGGGAGGCACUGACAGGACCCACCCUCCUUGCCAGGCUGUGGUCCCCAGUCCCCUGGAAGGCAGCGAGGAGGAGGAGACCCAAUGAGAGGCCUUCAGAGAGUGGCACUUCUACCCCACCAUCGGCGGGAGCCAGGCGCUGCGGCAGCCAGCUUUCUCCCCACGACAGCAGAGCCGAGGGCUCUGGGGACCGUCUCCCCGACAUGACCUGGCUUUGCACCCUCAGGCUCUUGAGGCUUCUUGUCAUUCUGGGUUCUAGCACAGGAGCAGUCUGCCUUAGGUCAUUUGCAGCUUGUGCAUUACGGCCACACACCUCAGCAUGGAAAGACACUAUUUUUUUAAAGAAGUGAUUUUCUUAUUAAAGAAGUAUAAAUUUUGUUUACUUGA
Molecule: messenger RNA, 1889 nt
Organism: Choloepus didactylus (southern two-toed sloth)
Lineage: Eukaryota; Metazoa; Chordata; Mammalia; Pilosa; Megalonychidae
Gene: PUS1
Product: pseudouridine synthase 1
Exons: 7
Coding region: 167-1852 (561 amino acids)
Biological process (GO): mRNA pseudouridine synthesis; tRNA pseudouridine synthesis
Cellular component (GO): nucleus
Molecular function (GO): RNA binding; pseudouridine synthase activity
Source: RefSeq, a predicted model, not a curated record